GCGGAAUAAAGAAAUGGUACUUAUUUGUUUUUUAUCGAAUAUCUCGGAAACCGGACCUGAUAUUUUAGUUUUCAAAACGCCCUUAGAUUGGACUUCGAAAUAUGCAACUUUUUCCCCAUUUAACCAACUUUGUGUUACCAACGGUUUACGAGAUAGCAAUACAUUUCAAUGAAAAAGUGGCCACCCUGUAUAUUGAUAAGGGAAAUUCCCAGAUAACGAAAUUUAAAAUUAAAAUGUCAAAAUUGAAGUUAGCAAAGCUGGACGAUUUAGAGUCUAGAAAGAUAUUGUAAAAUUAUCAAGGAUGUUGUUUUUUUGAUUUCUAAGAUGAUAGAUUGUCAUUAGAAAAUUUAUAGAUAAGUCAAAUGGGAAAUUAAUAAGAAUAUGCAAUUGUAUUAAAGAUAUAAGCUGAAUGUUAUAUUUCAAAGUUGAAAUAAAGAAAACAUGAAAAAAGAAAGGUAAAGAAAAUUUUAUUUAUAAACUCCUAAAGCACAGAAAAGUAAAUUGGAAAUAGAGACAAUCAGAGAUAGCCAAAGACAGGGAAAGGCGGAUAAGCAAAUUUAUAUAGACAAGUUAAAGUUUGGUUAAAAGUGUUAGAAAAAUUUUUUUUGAAAGUGUAAAAAGUAUAUGGAUUUGCGAGGAGGAAAGAAGCUUGGAACAAUGGAAGACAAUGCAGGAAACGAGGAAGAGAAUUUACAACAAGUAGGACAAGGAGAUUUAGAUAAUACAGGCAUGAAAAAAAAAAGAAUCAGGGCAGCAACAAAAGGAAGAUGGAGGUAAGAAGGAAGAUGAGAGAGUUUUAAGGAGCAUGUUUGCGGCAAUAAUAAUGGAAAUGAAGAAAAACAGUGAAACAAUGUGUAUGGAAAUGAAGAAAAACAAUGAAACAAUGUCUAUGGAGCUAAAGAAAAACACUAUGGAAAUUAAGAAAAACAAUGAAAUAAUGUUUAUGGAAAUAAAGAAAAACACUGUGGAAAUGAAGAAAGACAAUGAAACAAUGUUUAUGAAAAUAUUUAAUAAAUUGGAUAAUAUGAAAGAAAACAGGAAACAAGAUAAAGAAGAACUAAUGAAGAAAUUUGAAGAAUUAGAAGUGAAAACAGAUAUAAAAAUUGAAGAAAUGAAGAAAAAUGUAAGAAUAGAAGUGAUAGGAACAAUUGAUGAAGUAGAAAAUGAACAAAAUAAGAAAUUUAAAAUAGCACAAGAAAAAAUAUCUACCGAUAUAGAAAAGAUAAUAUCGGAGGCAGAGGAUCAGGGAAAAAGGAUAUCAAAUCUAGAAUAUAUAGAAAAUAAAUCUUCUCAAGAGAAGAAGGAUCAAGAAAUGAAAUUAAAACGAAAAAUAAAUGUCAUUAAACAAAGUGUUGAUAUUGUUAAAAGUAAACUCAAAAUUGAAAAAUCACAAAAAAGGUUGAGAAAGAAAAUAAAGCAAAUUAGGAAACAAAAUAAAGGAGAAAAUAAAAGGCAAGAUAAUAAGAAUAAAUGGAAAAGAAUUCAGAAAGAAAGCAAGAAAUAAGAUAGAGAAAAACAGGAAACAAAACGGUGGAAGAAAAAAGAAAUAUAAAAGUCUAAAAAUUAAAGUUAAUUUAAAAAAAAAAUUGAAGAUAUAAAACAAACGAAAACGAAAAUAAAAUGUAGGAAAGAAUUGGGGAAGAUAAUGAAGAUUAACAGAAAAAGAAAGAGUGAGGACGAAGGUGAAAGGAAAGUAGUAAAAUUUAGUUGGGGGACGAAAGGGAAAUUUAAAAUCAUCUGUGAAUUUGAAAAUUGAAUAGGUAGAAUUAAUAAAAUAGAGAUAGAUAGAUCAAUGGAUUUAGUAAUUGUUAGAGCACUAAGAAUAUCUAAUAAUAAAAAAAGGAUAUGUGUCAGACUGGUGUUUCCGUUUGAAGGGCCAUUUGUAGUGGACAACGAGAAAGGGAAUUUGUAAAUUUGGGGGAACAUAUAAAUCAGGAAAUGGGAGAAUCGGAGUUAGUUUAUUUAAAGGGAAAAAUGGGGGAUAAAAAUACAAAUCUUUUAGUAGAUACAGGUUCUAAAGCGUCAAUUAUAAAUGAAAAAUUAAUAGAAAGGGGAAAAUAGUUAUAUAUUAAAAUAUAUGAACAAUAAAGGAAUAAGAGAAAUUUUUCAUAUACAAGAUUUAUAUAGAUAUGUGUGUUAAAUGUUUUCUAUGUUGUUAGUGUUGAUACGUUUGAGUGUUGUAUUGUGUUAGUUGUAUGUAUAGUUACAAUAGUAAUAGUAUAAAUUCGAAGGUUUUAAAAAUAGAAAAAUCAACAAUUUAAAUUGAUAAAAGGUUUAAAAAUUUAAAAUUAAUAUAUUUGAGAUUGGGUAUUUAUUGGUUAUUUGGAUAAUUUAAAGAUAAUUAUUUGGAAAUUUUGUGUUUAAUAUUAUAUUUAAAAGUAGUAAUACGUAAACACUAAAUUUGGGGGAUUUGAUAAGGGAAAUUCCCAGAUAACGAAAUUUAAAAUUAAAAUGUCAAAAUUAAAGUUAGCAAAGCUGGACGAUUUAGAGUCUAGAAAAAUAUUAUUGUAAAAUUAUCAAGGA
Molecule: messenger RNA, 2523 nt
Organism: Psylliodes chrysocephalus
Lineage: Eukaryota; Metazoa; Arthropoda; Insecta; Coleoptera; Chrysomelidae
Source: the annotation of a GenBank genome assembly